Messenger RNA from Solea solea (common sole), 1213 nucleotides. RefSeq lists its product as uncharacterized. NCBI's taxonomy places the organism in Eukaryota, Metazoa, Chordata, Actinopteri, Pleuronectiformes, Soleidae. The record is from RefSeq and is a predicted model, not a curated record. The transcript has 5 exons. The coding region runs from base 57 to 974 and encodes 305 amino acids. Gene Ontology annotation, molecular function: DNA binding.
UUUCUUUGUGUGUGUGUUUUCAGUGUCGGAUUAUUCGAGUCCCGCUUUGAGUCCAGAUGACGGACCGCCCAGAAAACUGUGUCCUGCACCAGCGGACUCACGGCGGCACCGGCACCGGGACCGGACCAACGGUGGUGAAGGUGGAGUCAGUUGAGACAGGAGCUCUGAUGUCAUCACACAUCUCUGAGCUCCACUUCCUGAGGUCCAGGGUCCGAGAGCUGGAGCGAGAGCGAGCCGAGCUGUCAGCUGACAACCAGAGACUGAAGAGCAUGCUGGUCCACGAAAUCCCUGCGCUGCUGUCUACCAUGUGGCAGACCUUAGGCCAGAUGAACAGUCACCACCCCGUCUCCAUGGCAACGGGCGGGAGUGACAGUUACGCCCCGUAUCAGCACCACUCGGCAGCCAAUCAGGACGCAGAGUUCAGCCCUCAGGCGCAGGUGCAGCAGCUGCAGGAGGAGCUCAGCGGCGAGCUGUCUUGGGACGAGGAGGAGCCUGGAGGAGGGGACGUGGGCGUGGCCAGUCACAUGGGUGAGGAGGCACCACUCUGCAGCCAGACUGACAUGGAAGAACUGAGGAGGAGCUGCUCCGAGAGCCAGUGCACGGCUGGAGACGUACCUGGGCAGGUGAGUCAGGUGGAGGUGUAUCCAGGCUCCGGCGUCCUCUGCGAUCUACGCUCGUGGCAGGCGGCCAAUCAGGCGCAGUCUCCCACGGCCAUGGCUCGGACACUGCUGCUGGGUGUGUUUGAUAUGAACACACUGAUGAACAGUAACCUGAGAGGUGGGCGGAGUCGCCGGCCCGCCUUCCACCCACAGCGGAGCGCGCUUGACCCGCACAAGAUCAACGCCAUCUUCAACGCCAUCUUGGCUCGGUUUCCUCUCGCUAAGAAAGGAGUCAUCGGCUCUGGCAUCAACUCUAAACUCUCUGAGAUCCGUUUCCGCUCCCGCCGAGCCAAUCGAGACGCCCACUUCCUGUGACGCCCCAUGGCUCGACCACACCUACCUCACUGACCACCACACGCAUCGUCCAAUGAGAGCGUGGCCUGUGUUCAGGCGCAGACUCAGGUCUGGCUGCGAUGUCGCUCACUCAGCUGCUCUGUUGCCAUGGUAACAGCAGCUGCUGGACAUACUGUGAUGUUUUUUGUGUUGUUGUGUCAGACAUGUUGUUGUUUGUUGUUUGUUCUGUAAAUAAAGUUACGAAGAUGUGAGAAUGGAAA